ACACACACACACACACACACACACACAACCACACACACACACACACACAACCACACACACACACACACACACUUGAGAGAUGCUGCACUUGUUUAGCUGCUUAUAUUCUCACUGUUGUUCUUUCUGGAGGUCACUGAGAAGUUGAGUAGAAUAUACAACAGCAACACUGUAUCAGGAGUCACAGCAACCGGUUGGCUUGUAAAUGCCUUUACAGCACCUCAAAGGGAGAUUUGUGUCACUUUUGUUGUUGUUGUUGUUGUUUACACGUCUGUUGACAUUCCAAGUAGAUAAUGAGUCGUCUUGAUGAGCAAUGUGGAGAUCUUGUUCUACUGUCUUCCAAUAGUAUCUCUCAGAUAAACUAUAGGUCCACAACUCACCUUGUUGCUGCAACAUGAUAGUACAUUAUCUUUACACUGCAUGCUGUAUAUUAGUACCUUGUGUUCUGCACCUUUACCCAGAAAUGAGAAUAACUCCAACACUAAGCAGGUUUCCAUCCAAACUCUUUAUGUGAGUCGGGAAAGAAAAUGUCACCACAGACCUGAUGGAAACGGCAAAUUUGUCAGUGAACUUGUCCAAAUGUCGACAAAACAAUAUAUGCUAGACAAGAUGGGAUAUGAGAUGGGUGGUAAAAGUCUAAAGUGAUGAUGCUCCUUACCAUUCAAUAUCAAGGGCUUUAUUCUGGUGACAUGAUGAUGCUCCUUACUAUUCAAUAUCAAGGGCUUUAUUCUGGUGACAUGAUGAUGCUCCUUACUAUUCAAUAUCAAGGGCUUUAUUCUGGUGACAUGAUGAUGCUCCUUACCAUUCAAUAUCAAGGGCUUUAUUCUGGUGACAUGAUGAUGCUCCUUACUAUUCAAUAUCAAGGGCUUUAUUCUGGUGACAUGAUGAUGCUCCUUACCAUUCAAUAUCAAGGGCUUUAUUCUGGUGACAGGAUGAUGCUCCUUACUAUUCAAUAUCAAGGGCUUUAUUCUGGUGACAUGAUGAUGCUCCUUACCAUUCAAUAUCAAGGGCUUUAUUCUGGUGACAUGAUGGUGCUCCUUACCAUUCAAUAUCAAGGGCUUUAUUCUGGUGACAUGAUGAUGCUCCUUACUAUUCAAUAUCAAGGGCUUUAUUCUGGUGACAUGAUGAUGCUCCUUACCAUUCAAUAUCAAGGGCUUUAUUCUGGUGACAUGAUGAUGCUCCUUACUAUUCAAUAUCAAGGGCUUUAUUCUGGUGACAUGAUGAUGCUCCUUACCAUUCAAUAUCAAGGGCUUUAUUCUGGUGACAUGAUGAUGCUCCUUACUAUUCAAUAUCAAGGGCUUUAUUCUGGUGACAUGAUGAUGCUCCUUACUAUUCAAUAUCAAGGGCUUUAUUCUGGUGACAUGAUGAUGCUCCUUACCAUUCAAUAUCAAGGGCUUUAUUCUGGUGACAUGAUGAUGCUCCUUACUAUUCAAUAUCAAGGGCUUUAUUCUGGUGACAUGAUGAUGCUCCUUACCAUUCAAUAUCAAGGGCUUUAUUCUGGUGACAUGAUGAUGCUCCUUACCAUUCAAUAUCAAGGGCUUUAUUCUGGUGACAUGAUGAUCGAUGCUUCGCUGCCGUUUGACAAAUAAGAAAGAAAUCUUUCUCUUUUGCCCAUAAUAAUCUCAUCAUGUAGGCUAUAGGCCUACCCGCAUCUGUGAGCUAGAACAUGUGUCAAAACCAGAGUGGGACACAUUUGCUAUACAACGCAACAAUUUGUAGUGACAAAGUCAUCAGUAGAGUUGAAAAUGUUACCUUUUAUUUAACUAGGCAAGUUCCAGAACAAAUUCUUAUUUACAAUGACGGCCAAACCCAGACGACGCUGUGCCAGUUGUGCUCCACCCUGUGGGACUCC
This is a messenger RNA of Oncorhynchus mykiss (rainbow trout), 1849 nucleotides long. The record is from RefSeq and is a predicted model, not a curated record. Lineage: Eukaryota; Metazoa; Chordata; Actinopteri; Salmoniformes; Salmonidae.